UGUUCGUCAGUUUGUCAUUAUGUUCAGCUUGUGUGUUUUUAUUAAGUUUUAGGACUCUAAUGAAUUUAGUUUUUACGAAAGUUUUAGUGGAAAUAACAACAGUGACAAUAAUGCGUGCCGAACCUUUUAUACCUGGCUAAUUGACAUCAUUGAGUCACCACGGCUUCUCCAAAGAGGUGGUUGAGGUUGGGAAGCCAUGGAGGUCGGAGCGCGGGCUCUGGACGUGCUCCCACUGCUCCAGGAGCGGGUGGCGUGCCUCACGGGGGGCCGCGACCGGCGCGGGGGACCCAUCGUGUGGUUCCCCGCCAGCUCGCGCCGGGACCGCAUCGCGCCAGAUGACUAUAGGCGGCUGCUUCACUACCUGAUGAGCAUACCGAGCGAUUCCGUAAGGUCUCACAACUUCACCAUCUUGAUUGACAUGAGAGGUUCAGCUUGGGCCGCGAUCAAACCAAUACUUAAGAUUCUACAAGAAAACUUCCCUUCAUCCGUCCAUCAGGCACUGGUAGUUAAACCUGACAAUUUUUGGCAGAAGCAACGCACAACGAUAGGAGCACAUAAGUAUAAGUUUGAGACGACAAUGAUAAGUUUAGAAGCACUACCUAAAGUGAUAGAUAGCUCACAAUUAACGCCUGAUUUGGAUGGCACACUACAGUAUGACCACGCACAGUGGAUAGAUCUGAGACUGGCUUUAGAAGAACUGUUAUGGCAAGCGGGAGAGUUGUUAGACCGCCUGGACGAUCUGCAAGAGGACGUGGCGCGCGCCGACUUCGCGGAUGACGUCACGGGAGCGCGCCGGGCCAUCGACGCACACGCGGACAUCAGCAAGAGGCUCGCCAAAGUUCCCGUCGACGAACUUGAAGCGCAGGGCGAGCGGGUGUUGCAAAGACUGCAGGCUGCUGAAGCGGCGUGCGCGGAGGCCAGCGGCAGCGGCGGCGAGGUGGCGGCGUUCCACUGCGGCUCGCCGGGCGCCGUGCGCGCGCAGCUCUCCGCCGUGCGCUCCGCACACGCGCACGCGCACAAACUCUGGCAGCACAAGAAGAUGCAGCUCGACCAAUGCUUCCAGCUGCGGCUGUUCGAACAAGACUGUGAAAAGAUGUUGGAGUGGAUCGUGAACCACCGAACGGCGUUCCUGGCGACCUACGUCGAGAUCGGCCGGUCGUGUGCUGCCGCCAAACGACUGCAAGAGGAACAUGCUAGGUUUGCUGCGGCAUGCACGGGCGGUGGGCGGCCAAGUGUGGCGCGCGUCACGACCGCGGCGCGGCGGCUAGCGGACAAGAGGCACUACGCUGAGGCUCAGAUCACCUCGCUGGCGCACCGCCUUGAGAGGGCUUACAAACAACUAUCUGCAGGUCUAGAAGAGCGUUCAGCGGUGUUGUCGCUGUCGGUGGUGUUCCACCACAAGGCGGAGGCGUACGCGUCGGCGGUGGGCGGGGGGGGCGCGCAGUGCGCCGUGGCGUUGCAGCUGGCCACCGGGCAGGGCGGAGCACCCUGCAACGACCCGCGGGCGCUCGAGCAGCACGCGCAGCGGCACCGGCAGCUCUACGAGCACAUGUGUCAGGCAUACACUGAGGUCCAUUCAACCAGCAAGAAACUGCUAUACCAACUAGACCACUUAGUUCAAGUGUGCCAUCAGACCGACCCUGCUGAUAUGAGCGAGGGCAGCGUGAGUACGGCAGGCAGUAGCGGCGGCGACCCCGCGGCCGACUACAGCUCGGGCGCCAACCACGUGCUCGCUGUCAUACACCAGAUACUCGGACAUCACCGCGCCCUCGAGGCCAGAUACCACCAAGCCCGGCUGAAAUUGCACCAGCGACUGGCACUGCUGCUGUACAAGGAAGACUGCAGACAGGUCCUCGACUGGCUGGCCAACCACGGAGAAGUGUUCCUGCAAAAGAACACAGGAAUAGGAAGGAAUCUCGCCAAAGCAAGGGUCUAUCAGAAAUCUCACGAACACUUCGAAAAUGUUGCACAAAACACGUACACAAACGCGGAGAAGCUGCUAGCGGCGGCGGAGGAGCUGGCGCGGUCAGGGGAGUGCGACCCCGAAGAAGUGCUGGGCGUGGCGCGAGAGCUGGAGGCGCACGUGGCGGCCUUCGCGGCACGAGUGGAUCGCCGCCGGCGCCGCCUCGACCUCGCCGUGCUGCUUUACACACACGAGAAGGAGCUCCUGCAAUGGCUGGACACGCUGCGGAGUGGCGGCGGCGUGUGCGCAGCGGACGACACGCCUGAGGCGGCACGGCGUGCGCUCGAGCAGUGCGCUCAGCACCGCGCCGCCAGCCUCGACGCCUGCGCCGCCACCAUCGCGCAGGGGGAGGCUCUGCUGCAGGACCUCAGGUCUUCAGGCGACGCGGACGCAGCGAGCACGGCGGCCGUGGAGACUACUCUGGAACGGCUGCGCGGCACCCGGGGUGCCCUCGAGGAACUGUGGUCGGACCGCGAGCGGCGGCUCGAGCUCACCCUGCAGCUGAGGCAUUUCGAAAGGGAUGCGCUUGAGGUGUCGUCCCGGUUGGAGCUGUGGGGCGACGAGUUGCAGCGCACGGAGCCGCCGCGGGACCCGCAGCAGGCCGAGCAGGCGCUGGCGGCGCACAACGAGAGUGUCGCUAGGAUGCAACAUGCUACUUACCAGGUGGUCCAACAAGGGCAGGAGUUAGCGGCGGCGAUCGCGGAGGCGUCCGACGUGAUGGCUUCAAGUGGGUCGGAAGGCACGGAGGCGGCUCCAUUAGAUGCGCAGGCGCGCGUGCAGCUGCUGCUAGAGUUCCUGCAUGACCGCCAGCUGGAUUUAGAAGAGCUGGCUGAGGAGCGGCGCGCGCGCUUUGAGCAGUGCGUGCAGCUCGGUCAGUUCCAAAAAGACGCAGCUCAAGUAGUGAGCUGGAUUCGCAACGGGGAAGCGAUGCUGGCGGCGUCCUUCUCGAUCCCCGGUACACUGGCCGAGGCUGAGCAACUGAAGCGAGAGCACGACCAGUUCCAAGUGGCCGUUGAGAAGACCCACGCCAGCGCGGUGCAGGUCAAGUAUAGAGCGGACGCUCUACGCGCGGCCAACCACUACGACCCGCACACCAUACGCGAGAUAUCUGAAGAGGUGACGGAGCGAUGGCAGCGCCUGGUGACGUGUGCAGAGGAGCGCCACAAACUGGUCACGGCUUCGCUUAACUUCUACAAGACGGCCGAGCAGGUGUGCUCGGUGCUGGAUUCACUGGAGCGCGAGUACCGGCGUGAUGAGGACUGGUGCGGCUCCUCGGCCGCGCCCCUCGCUGACGAACACGCACCCGCCAACAUCGACAAGGCUGCCCAUGUGGCAGCGCUGAUAGUGAAGCACGGCGAACAGAAGGAGGCGUUCCUGAAGGCGUGCACACUCGCGCGGCGCACAGCCGAGACGUUCCUCAAGUAUGCGGCGCGGUCGGCGCAGGUGCACGGCCAGACGCCCGCCGCCAGCAAGGCGCACCACGAGCAGACGCGCGCCAUCCUCGACACGCUGCUGGCGCAGGAGAACAAGGUAUUGGAGCUAUCGACAUUCCGCAAGAAGCGCCUGGAACAAUGCCAGCAGUUCGCUCUGUUCGAGCGGUCUGCGCGCGCGGCGGUGGAGUGGAUCCGCGAGACGCAGGAGCGGUGUGGCGCGGCAGCUGCGGCGGCGGCGGCGGGCGUGGCGCGUGAGAGCCGCGAGCGCGUGCGCCUGCUGGCCCAGCUGGCUGAUGGACUCGUCGAGAAGGGGCACCCACACGCCGUGCAGAUCAAGGAGUGGGUCGCCGCGGUUGAUGCCAGAUAUGCGGAGUUCAGCGGUUCGAUGGAGGGCGGGGAAAGCGAGGCGGAGAGCGACAGUGGGGUGGCGCCUUCGCUGGCGUCCUCGCAGUCCGCGGAGGGUGACACCCGGGCCGAGCCCCCGCCGCCUGCGCCCGGCGACGAAAAGCGACGCAGCGCCCGCCGCAAGGAGUUCAUAAUGGCGGAGCUGCUGCAGACGGAACGAGCGUACGUCAAGGACCUGGAGACGUGCAUCACGUGUUACCUGCGCGAGAUGCGCACCGACCCCGCCGCCGUGCCGCCCGCGCUGCAGGGAAAGGAGGAGAUAAUAUUCGGCAACAUCGAGGACAUAUACCGGUUCCACGAGCGCGUGUUCCUGCGCGAGCUGAACAAGUACGAGACGAUGCCCGAGGACGUGGGCCACUGCUUCGUGACGUGGGCGCGCGAGUUCAACAUGUACGUCUCCUACUGCCGCAACAAGCCCGACAGCAACGCCGCCGUCGUCCAGCACGCCGGGGACUACUUCGAGAGAGUGCAACGUAAGAAGAAAUUGGAGCACCCGCUGGCGGCGUACCUGAUCAAGCCGGUGCAGAGGAUCACCAAGUACCAGCUGCUGCUCAAGGACCUGCAGGCCUGCUGCCAGGAGGGCCAGGGCGAGAUCAAGGACGGGUUGGAAGUCAUGCUGUCGGUGCCGAAGAAGGCGAACGACGCGAUGCACCUGUCGCUCCUUGAGGGGUGCGCAGUGCCCGCGGACAGCCUGGGCGAGGUGGUGCUGCAGGACUCGUUCCACGUGUGGGACCUGCGUCAGAUCAUCAAGAAAGGCCGCGAGCGCAGGGUCUUCCUCUUCGACCUUCAUCUGUUACUCGCCAAAGAAGUCAAAGACUCGCACGGCAAAGCCAAAUAUAUCUACAAGACUAAGUUUAUGACGUCGGAGCUGGGCGUGACGGAACACAUCGAGGGCGACGAGUGCAAGUUCUCGGUGUGGACGGGCCGCGAGCCGAUGGCCAGCGACUGUCGCAUCGUUCUCAAGGCGCCCUCCCUAGAGGUCAAGCAGACCUGGGUGCGCCGCCUCAGAGAAGUCAUACAGGAAACCUACUUCAGCGGCGUGCUGCCCCCGCGCAGCCCGGCGCGCGUGCGCCCCACCAGCUCGCAGCGAUCCAGCAGGGACCUGGACGGGGAAGCAAUGCUGGAUGAGAUCACGGAGAACCUGGACAGGAACUCGCUGGCGUCCUUCGGGAGCGGCAACACCACUGACUCCGACAAGGCGGAGAUGACGUCAUGGGUGAUAGCGGAGCACGCGGCCGGCAACGCUGGCGAGCUGAGCGUCUCCAAGGGCCAGCAGGUGGAGGUGGUAGAGCCAUGCCAGGGGCGCACCGACUGGUGGGUGGUACGCAUCCCGGGUGAGCCGCCCCAGGAGGGUGCGGUGCCGGCGCAGGUGCUGAAGCCGCAACCGCAGCACCACCCGCAGCAGAAGACUUCGCCCUCGCGCCGCCCGCUCAGCCAGCCCUGCGAGGAGGUGCUCGAAGCUACAAACUCUGACCCGGGGGGCAACGUGAGCGCCGCCAGCCCGGGCAAGCAGCGACGCGGUUUCAGUGGAAGGCGAUGGCUGGGGCUCCGCAAGCCGUCACAGGGCAAAGCCCCGAGCGGGGCGCAGUCUCCGGCCACGGCGGACAAACCAGCGCCGCUCAAGAAAGUACCUUCUAAUAAAGCAAUAAAGACGUACGCGAGCGGCGAGAGCGCACGCGCCGAACAUGAGGAUGCGCAGGCGGCGAGCGCACUCGACGAGACAGAGGACGACGCACCCGACGUGGAGCUGCCGCCACCCAUGAAGCCCAUACAGGACCCACAGACCGUGUUGCAGGCGCCGACGCCCGCGGCCGCCACCGCCGUGCCCGCCACGAGAACCUCCUUGUCGAUGGACGCUUUGGAAACUAACGGUGGUCCGGCCGAUAUCGCGGAGAUAGAACAAAUUGUCAAGGAGAAAAUGGAGCAACACGGCGGCGGCGCCAGCGGGUCGGGCAGCGCGCGCGGUGAGGGCGAAGAGGACGAGGUGCCCGGCACUCCGGGACCGGAUUCUGCAGACGCCAUCCUCAAGAAACGGGAGUACGUCCUCAGGGAGCUCGUUGACACUGAGGAAAUCUACGUCACUGAUUUAAGACUCAUCUGCGAUGGAUACAUGCGACACAUGCAGGAUCCAAACGCGGAGCCUCCGUUGCCAGAGGGGCUGCGCGACCGCCGCCACCGCAUGAUCUUCGGAAACAUCGAGGCCAUCUACGAGUGGCAUCGAGAGCGGUUCCUGCGCGAGCUCCGCGCGUGCAUCGACGCGCCGGAACUGCUGGGCCCGCUGUUCCGCCGCUUCCUCGAGAAGAAGAUGUUCCUCUACGAGGCGUACUGCCGCAACAAACCCGUCUCCGAGUACAUCGUCUCCGAGCACGACCAUUACUUCCAGGAGCUAAGGCAGAAGCUCGGACACAAGCUGCAGCUGGGGGACCUAUUGAUCAAGCCGAUCCAGCGCAUUCAGAAGUACCACCUGCUGGUGAAGAAGAUCCUGACGUACUCGGAGAGCGCCAAUGUGCCGGCCAACGUGAUCGCAUCGCUGCGAGAUGCCGUCACCUGCACCUCCAUCAUACCCAAGAACGCCAACGACAUGAUGGACGUCGGUCGCCUCCAGGGCUUUACGGGCAACAUAACUGCGCAGGGCAAACUGCUGCUGCAGGAGCCGCUGCAGGUCUCUGACGCCAACAGCGGCAGCGACAAGGGCAAAGAAUUGCACGUGUUCCUUUUCGAGCAGUGCGUCAUCUUCAGUGACGCCGUCGGCAAGAAGACUCAGUUCACCAGCCCCACAUACCACUACAAGGCUCACGUUCAGGUGAACAAGAUGGACCUGGAGGAAGUAGAGGGCGGGAACGCGUUCAUCAUCCACUCGCUGGACCCGAACAAGCCGAAGCAGUCCUACUUGUGCCGCGCCGGCGAGGCGCGCCGCCAGCAGUGGAUCGCCACGCUGUCGAGCAUCCUGCGCUCGCAACGAAUGUUCGGCGAGGCGCUCGAGAACCCCGGCGCGUACCUGCGCGAGCUCACCCGCGAACCACCCGCCGAAGGGCUUCGCGCUGGCGAAGGUUGGUGUGGGCUCCGUAAGACGGAGAGCGUGCCGCCUGGGCUGGGUGGGCGGCUAGCGCCGGAGCUGCGCGCGCGCACCCAGCGGCCACACGCCAAGGCCAACACCAUCAACCUGCCCACCAGCACCAUCCGCGACGACCGCGGCAAGGCCGCCGCCAACGUCGCCGCCAACAACGCCGCGCUCAGCCCCACCUCGCCGCCACACAACGGAUUGUCUAAACGGCCAUGGGGGCUGAAACUGCGCCGCGGGGGCAGCAGCGGCGCCGCGGCGGGCGCGAGCGACGCGGGCGCCGAGGGCGUGGUGACGGAGUUGCGGCCGCCCGAGCUGACGGAGCCCGCCACAGACGUGGUGGUGCCGCCCGGCGCCUCAGCCACUCUCGCCUGCCGCGCCACCGCCACGCGCGCCACCGCCUCCUGGCGCAAGACGGCUCCAGAGACACGCGCGCUGCGCCACGGAGGCCGAUUCGUCAUCACACUCGCGGCCGAUGGGCUCGCCACGCUCACGAUCCACCAGUGCCGCGCCUCCGAUGCCGGCGUCUAUUGCUGCCUGGUGAGCAACGAGCUAGGCGGCGUGCAGAGCUCGGCGCGCCUCACUGUGGGCGGCGGGGGCGCGCCCGGCGUGCCCGCGGUACGCGCGCACCCCGGCGGCGGGCUCGUCGUACAGUGGGACGAGCCGGCGCCCGCGCACCUCGACUACUGCCGCGUGGGUGAGGGCGAGUGGCGGCGCGCCACCGAAACCCCAGCCGCGGCCAACACGCUGGCGCUGGAAGAGCUGCCAGCGGGCCAGUACAGCUUCCGGCUGGUAUGCGCGCGCAGUGGAGCCGCGUCGCCCGCGUCGGGGCCCGCCAGCUGCGGCGGCGGCGGCGGCUGGCAGCGCGAGCAGUUCACCCGGCGGUACUCCGUCGAAGACGAGAUCGGCCGCGGACGCACCGCGCGCGUCCUCGCCGCACGGGACACCGGCACCGGACAGAGGGUCGCCUUAAAACAGGUGCUGGGUGGGCGUGGCGCGGACGCGAUGCGUGAGUACCGCAUCCUGUCGCGCGCGGCGCACGGCGCGGUGGUGCGCGCGUUAGCACUGUUCCCCGAGGUGCCGCGCGCGGGGGCGCACACGCUGGUGCUGGAGCUGGUGGGCGGCGGUCCCCUGCUGGAGUGGGCGGCGGCCACGCCUCAGCUGUACACGCAGCACACGGUCGCCGUGCACACCAGGCAGCUGCUGUCGGCCCUCGACUGGCUGCAUACCAACAAUGUUGCUCAUCUUGAUGUUCGGCCUGAAAACAUCCUAGUGGAGCUGGGCGGUUCACAACCUCAACUAAAGUUAGUGGACCUGGGCUCGGCGGUGGAGACUGGGGGCGGCGAGACGGCGGCGGGGCGCGAGGUGCUGCCGCCAGCGCCCGCGCAGCUCGAGUUCGCGCCGCCCGAGUGCGUGCUCGGCCGGCCGCCCGCGCCGGCCUGGGACGCCUGGGCCGCCGGCGUGUUCCUAUACGUGUUCUUGACUGGACUGUCGCCGUUCCUAGACGAAUCGAUAGAGGAGACGACGGCGAACAUAAUAAAGUGCGACUACUGCUUCCCGCCGGAGCACUGGGAGGGCGUGGAUGCACGUGCGCAGGCGCUGAUCCGCGCGCUGCUAGAGCCUGCGCCCGCGCGCCGCCUGCAUCCGCACGACGCGCUAUCAGACCCCUGGUUUGAUGAGGCCCCAGCGACGUCACUGUCGGCGAGCCAGCUGAAGACUUUCCUAGAGCGGCGGCGGCCGGCGGGGCACAGCACGGCGCUACACGCGCUGCGGUCACCCGACACCUGACCCGCCGCCCCCCGCGCGACUCCCGCCCCUAACGUGACACCGGGGCCUGACCCCGCCCCGCGCUAGCUCGCGGCACCCCAAUAGGGUAUUUCACAUUAGUACUUCUUACCAAACAACCAUCACCUCCGUAUUCCGUUUACAGGUUCCGUUGACCUAACCCGAAGAUUUGACAGUAGUUUCUCACUGAAGCUACUUUUUAAACAAUAAUCAAACUAAUUGUUACGUUCUAUUGAAAUUCAUAUUCAAAAGAAUAUUCCCCUGCGACCUACAUUUCCAGACACAAAAGGGCUCUAGGCCUUGAGAACUUAAAGUACUUUACAUUACAUUACACUUAUAUAUUUCUUUAAAUAGACUGCUUAGAUCUACCCUAUUGUAAACCAAGGGCUUAAAGAUCAAUGUAAAGUGGUAUCUACAUAAACAUUAAACUGUUCCACCGAGUAUGAUGACUACGAGUAUGACGACUUACAGAAUUUUACGUUCCUGCGUGUACGGUCACGAGUACUAAUAUGUAUACGGUUUGAUACCAUGUCACAUUAACUUUUUUGACAAAUUAAACCGUAAGUCUCAUUAAAUGUCAAAUAUGAUAGUGCGAGAGGGUUCUAAAGUGCGUACAUGAUAUUGCUCAUGACUGUACGUAUUAUUAGUGGGACAAUGUAUUCACACGAAAAACAUUGUUCGCGAACGAGAUUGUUUGGGAACUUUAUAAUCGUAGGACAGACUUUUAUUUACUACGGGGGGGAGGUUUAAAUAGGCCACAUCGAAGCAAUUCAUCAAAAAAAGCAAUAUUGCAAUUUGACAUUUGCGCAUGUAAAAGUAAGUGCGCAAUGCAAACAAAUGUCAAAUAGCAAUAUUGUGGCCAUUUUAACCCCUUUGAUAAUGUAAUCUCGUGUUAUAUAAACCUAACGACCCCACGAGAUUAUUACAAGUAUUAUGACCGAUAUAAAUCCCUUAUGAUACGUGUAUCGCCACAUGCGUUUGUACACAUAACUUAGACAAGCUGCAAUAAAAAGCGUAUAUAGUCAAGAUGAACGAACAAUGUACGUGUGAGAUAGGCGCGCGCGCAAGUUACAUCACGAUCCGCGUCGCAGGGACCCGCUUCGAACUGAUAUUAGUGGACCAUUCCCACUAGAAACGUUGAUAACAUCAAUGUUUUAGUCUUCUAAUACCAUUCUUCUUUUAGCCAUAAUUUCCUGUGUGUAUGUAAAUUAAGAUAUAAGGCACUAGCCAAAUAUGUAUUAGAUCUUAAACCAUGAGUGUGUACGCUCAGUAUUGAGUAUACAGUUUCUUUUUAGCACUAGUGUAACGUUAAUCGACCUGUAAUCAAUGUGCCCACCUAUCGAGUUUGAUAUUUGAAUAUUAGUCGCGUGUAUUACUUUGUGAAGGUUCUACACCGUCAUAUUACAAGUCUUGUUUAUUUAACAUUAAAUUAUAUACCAAAUUGUACUCUGCUAAUAGUCUAUUGACGUGCGGUCACGCGCACGGCGCGCACGCAGCGCACGGACACCCCGCGCGGUUUCAACUAUACGUGUUGUUAACACAAGUUACUAAGAACAAGCACUAUAUUAUAUUAUACUACGUGAUUUGAUCGAAUAAACUUGGAAUGUGUAUGGUUUAUAGCAUGGCCGUAUGUAAGAAAGUGUCUGUGAUUUAUGCUAUAAUAAUGUUUCAUGCUUAUUCCUAAUUUAGUGUAUGAACUGUUAUAAAACUAUUAAAUUGUAUAUAGCACUAAGUUUUAGCGCAUAAAAUUUGACCUAAUUUGUGACCAAAACGAAAAUUUUAAUUUUUUAAGUAUAAAAUGUAACGAAGCUAUUGGUAUAUUUGACGUGCGUGAGGAGAGUGCGGGGCCACGGCGCCGGCGCCUGAGCUGUGGGUAGGACUGAAGACACUCGAUUACAUCGAUUAAUAGUCAUUUACUCACUUCGCAACACAAGAACGAAAGAACUUUUUAUAUUCUAUGAAAUUUCAAUACCCAGCGUAUGCACGCCCCGUACCGCCGGCGCAGUGGCGCACGCGCAAGUACCACGCACUGUAUGUAAUACUAAGUAGUUGUGACAGCAGCCGUACUGCCGCCCGAUACCUUCGUAUAUAGUGAUAUAAUAUUUCAUGUAUUCAAUAUUCUCACAAGAUAAUCCACAUUCAACUAAUGGAAUUGUAUUUAUGGAGCAACUUAAUUUUAUUUCAUCAAUUCGAAUGAAUAUAAAAUAAAAUACAUUUGUCACAAAA
Molecule: messenger RNA, 10873 nt
Organism: Pectinophora gossypiella (pink bollworm)
Lineage: Eukaryota; Metazoa; Arthropoda; Insecta; Lepidoptera; Gelechiidae
Gene: trio
Product: kalirin
Exons: 49
Coding region: 197-8650 (2817 amino acids)
Biological process (GO): axon guidance; protein phosphorylation
Cellular component (GO): cytoplasm
Molecular function (GO): protein binding; ATP binding; guanyl-nucleotide exchange factor activity
Source: RefSeq, a predicted model, not a curated record